Messenger RNA from Mycotypha africana, 249 nucleotides. RefSeq lists its product as uncharacterized. The record is from RefSeq and is a predicted model, not a curated record. NCBI's taxonomy places the organism in Eukaryota, Fungi, Mucoromycota, Mucoromycetes, Mucorales, Mycotyphaceae. The annotation marks the transcript as partial. The transcript has a single exon.
GCUACAAUCACACAAAACAAUUUCCUGAUUCGCUCCAUAGAAUCACUUGAAGAUACCCUGCUUUCCAAACUAUUUCCACGUCUCCAAAUCUCUGCUAGUAGCUUACAAUGGUAUAAGCUGACCCCAAACGGCCUCAGAAGCAAAUAUGUACCUAUCUUGAAUAACCUUGAGAAACUCGCUUUCAAGUGUCUCUGUAUUAAAUUCCUACCACGAAAGCAUGCCGACUCAAACGUACAAAUUCAGAACUAA